ACCGGAUCUUCCUCCACAACUAACAGUCACACCUUCCUUCUUCUUCAUCAAUCCACAAUUAAAUUGUCUUUUGGUCAGUUAAAUUAUUAAACUAAAGAGAGAGAAAGUAGUGUCAGGGGCAUUUUGGUCAACUAAAAUUAUUAAAUUGGAUGGGUUCGUCUUUCGUCUUUAGGUUUGUUUUCCUCCCGUCACUCCUUGCUUAAUUCCGCCGCAAAUUUCGUCAACGAUUGACUUUGCGUUAAUGGCGGUAUCGUACAAUGCACUAGCACAGUCUUUGCAGGCGAGAAGUAACUGCUUCGUCCCCAAAGACUUGUGCAUCAAGCAGAGACGCAGCAGCAGCAGAUCCAGCAGUGUCGUCGUAUUCGCUGCUUCUAAUGAUAACAACAUUGCUCUUCAAGCUAAGGUAGAUAAAUUGCUGGACGGCAUCAAAUGGGAUGACAAAGGAUUAGCUGUUGCAAUAGCACAAAACGUUGACACUGGAGCCGUGUUAAUGCAAGGCUUUGCUAACAGAGAGGCUCUCUCCACAACCAUCACUUCUCGUAAAGCUACAUUCUUCAGUCGAUCUAGAUCAUCCUUAUGGACUAAGGGAGAGACUUCCAAUAACUUCAUCAAUGUCCUCGAUGUUUACCUUGACUGCGACCGCGAUUCAAUAAUCUACCUUGGAACACCUGAUGGGCCUACUUGCCACACUGGGGCAGAGACUUGUUACUACACCUCAGUGUUCGAUCAACUAAACAGUGAUGAGGCUGCAGGAAACAAGCUAGCAUCAACAACAUUGUAUUCACUAGAAUCAAUCAUUUCGAAGCGGAAAGAAGAAUCAUCAGCUCCUCAACAAGGCAAACCAUCAUGGACUCGACGGUUAUUGACCGAUGACGCUCUGCUUUGCUCUAAGAUCAGGGAAGAAGCAGACGAGUUAUGCAGAACACUGGAGGAUACGGAGGACGCUUCAAGAACAGCAUCGGAGAUGGCUGAUGUGUUGUACCAUUCGAUGGUGCUUCUGUCUAAAAGGGAUGUGAAGGUUGAAGACGUUCUCGAAGUUCUUAGAAAACGCUUCUCUCAGUCUGGGAUCGACGAGAAGCAAAACCGCACAAAGUGACCGAGAAGCAAAACCGCACAAAGUGACCGUUUACUAGUGUUUGAAUAAUGUUUUGUAUUUGCUAUAAUUCUCUUUGAAGUUAGUCUUUGACCAUUUCCAAUGGCUUAUUCUAAUUUUUACUCUAAAGUAGAAUAACUCUAUAAUAUAGUUUAAGUUUACUUCAAUGGUACUUUAUUUUAGAA
Messenger RNA from Brassica rapa (field mustard), 1278 nucleotides. Its product is annotated as histidine biosynthesis bifunctional protein hisIE, chloroplastic. Gene Ontology annotation, molecular function: phosphoribosyl-AMP cyclohydrolase activity; phosphoribosyl-ATP diphosphatase activity. Gene Ontology annotation, biological process: L-histidine biosynthetic process. Lineage: Eukaryota; Viridiplantae; Streptophyta; Magnoliopsida; Brassicales; Brassicaceae. The record is from RefSeq and is a predicted model, not a curated record.